CCAGUGGCGUCGCGUGGACUAAUCAUGCUGGCUGGACGGUCAUCCCGGCGGCAAGCCCUCUGCUGCUCAUUACGGGAGACCCCUCCCACCGACUGUUUCGCCGGCGGUUUGCGACCAAAGGCAGAGGCGGAAGGCGAGGAGGAAAUCACAGCCCAUCCCACCCCACCCCAGUGCUCCCUGACUGGCACGUGGGUGAAUGAGGUGGGCUCCAGGAUGGUCGUCUCUUCCAUCGGUGGUGACGGGCGGUUCACCGGCUCCUUCCAGGAUACAGUCUCUGCCACCAACAACACGAUCCAAACCUCACCUGUGUUUGGAGUCCAGCACAAGUCGGCCCAGCCUGUCUUUGGCUUCACAGUCAACUGGAAAUUCGCUGAAUCUACCACCGUCUUUGUGGGCCAGUGUUUCCUGGCUGCCGACGGAAAGGAGCAACUGCAGACAACCUGGCUGCAGCGUGAUAAGGAGGGAUCCCUGGCAAAUGGUUUGAAGGCAACCUGGGUUGGCACAAACACCUUCUACCGAUCCAGUUGAGAGGAUGAAGAGAGCAAGGCUUCUGUGGGUUUUGCCGUGGGGGGCGACGGGAGGGCAGUCCUUCCUACCUCCACCCCGGCAUGCAUCAGCCGCUCUUCCCCAAUAAAACUUUUGCCUGAAAA
Messenger RNA from Python bivittatus (Burmese python), 650 nucleotides. The record is from RefSeq and is a predicted model, not a curated record. Lineage: Eukaryota; Metazoa; Chordata; Lepidosauria; Squamata; Pythonidae.